AUGGUAAGAUCCAAAGAGCUCUCUGAAUCGUUCAGAAAGAAGACUGUUGCUGUUUAUGAGUCUGCCAACAACUGCCCCGACAAUUGCACCAAAAACUAUGAAAAAAUAUAUACUGUACUCCUUUAUAAAUUUCCCAAAAAAAUAAGCAACACAAGCAACAAUAGCCACAAUAGUAAAGACACUACCACCAGCAGCAGCAGCAGCAAUACUAGCAACAGCAGCGGCACCAGCUACGCCUCCAGCUGCACCCCCUGCUGCACCUCCAGCUAUGCCUCCAGCUACACCCCCAGCUGCACCUCCUGCUGCACCCCCAGCUGCACCUCCUGCUGCACCUCCGGCUGCACCUCCUGCUGCACCCCCUGCUGCACCUCCUGCUGCACCCCCUGCUGCACCCCCUGCUGCACCUCCAGUUGCACCUCCUGCUGCACCCCCUGCUGCACCCCCUGCUGCACCUCCUGCUGUACCCCCUGCUGCACCUCCUGCUGCACCUCCUGCUGCACCUCCGGCUGCACCUCCAGCUGCACCUCCUGCUGCACCCCCUGCUGCACCUCCUGCUGCAAUUCCUGCUGCAAUUCCUGCUGUACCUCCUGCUGCAACUCCUGCAGCACCUCCUGCUGCAAUUCCUGUUGCAACUCCUGCUACAACUCCUGCUGCAACUCCUGCUGCAACAGCUCCAACACCACUGCCAGCACCACUACCAGCACCACCACAAGCACCACCACCAAUAAUCUCUAA
Molecule: messenger RNA, 735 nt
Organism: Tachysurus fulvidraco (yellow catfish)
Lineage: Eukaryota; Metazoa; Chordata; Actinopteri; Siluriformes; Bagridae
Product: keratin-associated protein 5-5-like
Exons: 3
Coding region: 1-735 (244 amino acids)
Source: RefSeq, a predicted model, not a curated record